AUCCUCCAAUUGCGCAAUGAACUCGUUUCGAUUCGCACGGGCUGCUCUCAGGGCAAGCCCAUCUACAUUCAGAGUUCCACUCCAGCGGAGGGGCUACGCCGAUGCCGUGGCCGAUAAAUUAAAACUUUCCCUUGUGCUCCCGCAUCAGAGUAUAUACAAGUCUACGGAUGUUGUCCAAGUUAAUAUCCCUGCUGAGUCUGGCGUGAUGGGCGUUCUUGCGAACCACGUCCCAUCAAUCGAACAAUUGAAUCCUGGUCUUGUCGAGAUCAUUGAAGAAUCUGGAGGGACCAAACAAUUUUUCUUGUCCGGAGGUUUUGCUGUCGUCCAGCCUGACUCCCAGUUGAGCAUCAAUGCGGUCGAAGCAUACCCCUUAGAGGAUUUCAGCGCAGAGGCCGUAAAAGCGCAGAUCGCUGAAGCGCAAAAAGUUGCCAGCGGCGGCGGCAGCGAACAAGACAUCGCUGAGGCAAAGAUCGAGUUGGAGGUUCUGGAAAGCCUGCAAGCGGCGCUUAAAUAGAUAGAUCUAUCCUCUUCACACAAAAAUUAAUCAUGUUCCGCACCACCUCAAACCUGUCAAACUCAUCACAAUGGGUAAUCUUUUUAUUUAUACAAUACUGAGUAGUGUAACAUUAAUGCCCAGCAGAACCUUCUCUUCCCUAUGUGCUUUAUUCAUGUCUAUUUAUAGUUAUCACCUUUAGCAAUAAUUUUGAUGAGAUUAUUGCUAGUAUUACUGUUCAAUUAUCUCGUUGUCACAGUUGAUAUAUUUGAAUUGAAUAUGUAUAUCAUUUUACAAGCAUUUUUUUGCUCAUUUCUGUCGGAACUGGUGAU
Histoplasma capsulatum G186AR is the source of this 825-nucleotide messenger RNA. Its product is annotated as ATP synthase subunit delta. NCBI's taxonomy places the organism in Eukaryota, Fungi, Ascomycota, Eurotiomycetes, Onygenales, Ajellomycetaceae. The record is from RefSeq and is a predicted model, not a curated record. Gene Ontology annotation, biological process: proton motive force-driven ATP synthesis. Gene Ontology annotation, molecular function: proton-transporting ATP synthase activity, rotational mechanism. The coding region runs from base 206 to 514 and encodes 102 amino acids. The transcript has 6 exons.